UCACUCGCCGGAGAGCCAUCCCAAGUGAAAGCACUUCAUGUAAAUCCGAACGAGCUGUGGCGUAUUACGUAUUAGGAGCUGGGACCUACACCCAAGUGCCCUGCAAGUGAUUUCCCCAAAAAAUCCAAGCCAUUGGAUCCCCAGUAGGCGGUUCAAUUAGUUGCAAAUCCCAAGGCCCGGAUCCCGAGACACCUGGAAACGAUGCUGUGUCGCUUGGCACGGGGUUUUGGAACGGCACUGGCGAGGAGGAGCUACUGGUCGACUGCCCGGCGAAGGCGACUGCUGGCCACAAGCUCCCCCGCUCUGGCGUGCCAGCAGUUGCCCAGGAGCUAUACGCUAGACAACGGACCCAAGGUGAAGUCCGAUCAUCGCUCUGGAACGAUGGUGGAGGUGGCUCGUGUCAUUCGCGAGCAAUCCGGCGUGGACGUGGGCUACCAUACGAUUCCCAAGCCCCGAGAUCAUCUCCUGCAGCACGAGCCGAAGAGGGAGGAGCUGCCACCAAGAACUAUGCUGGAUUCGCACACCACGGCCAUUCUGCCCCUGAGCUCUAGUGAGCUAAUCCGCGAGAGCUACGUGAAUCACCUGGGAAGGGUGAGAUUGGGCCGCAUUAUGGAGGAGUUGGACAUGUUUGCCGUAUGGAUCUGCCAUCGUCAUGUAAAACUGCCCAAGCUGCCGAAGGGAGUGCCUUUGCCUUACACCUUUGUCACGUUGCUGGUCGACAAAGUGGAGUUCACCAACCUGGAGCGGUUGCAGGUCAACCAGGACAUCGAGAUCAGUGGUCACAUCUCGUGGGCGGGGCGGAGUUCCAUGGAGAUUACCAUCUAUGUGAGGCAGUUAGCCCACGGCGAAUAUAUUGAUGUAACAAAAGCAAUCUUCGUCAUGGUGGCCAGAAAUGCCACCAAUACGGGACCGGCUCCCAUUAAUCCCAUAGAGGUUGGUGAUGAAACCGAGAAGCUCAUUUGGGAGCAGGCGGAGAAGCGGCAAAAGGUGCGCAAGUCUUCUGCCAUGGACUCAGUGUUCAACUCGCCGCCCAGGGAACACGAACAGGCCAUCAUGUACGAGAUCCUCAAGAGAACCACCCCAGCCAACAGUAUGGAUCUCAACAAGCGUGUGCUGCCGCCGAAAUGCCGCUGGAUGGAGGACUCUAUGCAGUCCACAAUGAUUGCUCCGUUCCCGGAGAACAGGAAUGCGCAGAACACCAUCUUCGGAGGCUACCUCAUGCGCCAGGCCGUUGAAAUCAGCUUCAUAAUGGCUAGCAUCUACCUGGGCGAUCGGCCCAUCCUCAGGUGCAUCUCGGACAUUAGUUUCAUGCACCCGGUGCAUGUGGAUCGGUUCCUUCAGCUCACCGCUCACGUGGUAUACGCCGCCCAGAACUACGUUCAGCUGAUGACCGUGGCCCAGAUUUGGGAUGCCAAGAGCGGCAAAGUGCAGACCACCAAUGUCUUCUACUUGACCUAUCGGGCGGACAAGGUGCUGGACGAGGUGCUCCCGCGAUCCUACCGAGAGAUGUUGUGGUACGUCCACGGUAGGCGGAAACUCCUGGCCGCUCUGCACUUGCAGCCGGAGUACCCCGAUCCCACCGGAGUGGCCAAGGAGAGCUCAAAUUGUAUCAGCACUUAGAAUUAGCGCUAAGGUAAAUCGAAGUUGUAGUUGAUCCAAAUAUGCUAAUCUGAUGGAAUUUUAACUUUAUAGCUGUUAUUUUAUAAUUAGUAGGAUAUACCAAUGAAAUAAAAUUGUAGAAAGGAA
This is a messenger RNA of Drosophila simulans, 1746 nucleotides long. Its product is annotated as acyl-coenzyme A thioesterase 9, mitochondrial. Gene Ontology annotation, biological process: acyl-CoA metabolic process. The record is from RefSeq and is a predicted model, not a curated record. Lineage: Eukaryota; Metazoa; Arthropoda; Insecta; Diptera; Drosophilidae. Bases 202 to 1620 code for a protein of 472 amino acids. The transcript is spliced from 3 exons. Gene Ontology annotation, cellular component: mitochondrion. Gene Ontology annotation, molecular function: fatty acyl-CoA hydrolase activity.